GUCUUAGUACCAAUAUCAAAUUAGCGGGUACCAAUUACAAGCCACUUGAGUCCAAGACUUCCUCCUUUGGAAUUCUGUUACAGCAUCUUCCCCAGUAAGGAAGUUGGAGAAUAGCACCUGAACCAACACAUCCAUGGUUUGCAGUGCAACACUCAAGAAUUCGGGAUGAAGUUUAUAGCUCGCACUCCUCUUUCCAUGGCGGUUUCGGCUUCCUCUUCCUUCUUUCAUGCUGCUACUUUUGGUAAUACUCUUCCUUUUCUCUCAUUCUUCACUUUCCCUAAUUUCCUAUUGAUUUCCCCCUUUCAAUUUGUUAGUUUCCGACAUUGCUCCCAUAUCCCCUAUCAAUUUGAUGAUGAACGCCAAUUGCUUCUUCAAUCUGUUAGAGAUCAAUCCAAAUUAGGGUUCUCUGAUUUAAAACUCCCUCUUUCACUCUUCCAUCAAUUGACCUCUUUGCGUCCUCUUCCUUCUGUUAUCGUUUUCAAUCAGCUCUUUACUGCCAUGAAUAAAUUGAAGCACCUUCAACCUCAUCCCACCAUCAUUUCUAUCUACAGAGACCUUGAAUUAUCUGGUAUUCGACCCAAUAUGCAUUCCAUGGAUAUUCUCACCAAUUGUUACUGUCAUCUCGGCCGCGUCAAUUUCGGCUUCUCUUGCCUCGGUAAAAGCCUGAAACUUGGCUAUCCCCCCAAUUCUAUUUUAUUAACCACCUUAAUCAACGGCUAUAUCCAGUGUGAUAAGCUCCCUUUAGCUGAGAAAUUGCUAGAUAAAACAAUCAAGUUAGGUUUCCAACCUGAGAUUGUUACCUGCGGUGCUAUGGUCAAAGGCCUUUGCCGAAUAGGCGACAAUGUGAGCGCUCUCAAUUUUCUUAACAAAAUGCAAUCUGGAGGUAUUUGUAAGCCUGACAUUGUAAUAUACAACACUAUAAUUGAUAGUCUCUGUAAGGACAAGCUCUUAAAACAGGGCCUGAACCUGUUCUCCGCUAUGAAAACUCAGGGCAUUCGACCUGAUGUUGUCACUUCUACCUCCUUGGUUCGAGGCCUCUACAAUUCCGGCUGUCCGGAUGAGGCUAAGCGUUUUUUGACUGAGAUGUUGGAGAACAACAUAGCACCGAAUGUUAAGACCUACAGCAUGUUGGUUGACAUGUUAUGUAAAGGCGGGAGUGUUGAUGAAGCACAAGCCAUUCUACACCUUAUGACGGAAAGAGGUGUAACUCCCAACAUCAUUACUUGCAAUGCUUUACUAGAUGGUUAUUGUUUACGUGGUCAGAUGGAAGAUGCAGAAAAGCUAAUUAAGUUCAUGGCCCAAAAUGGGUGUGAGCUUGAUCUUGUAUGUUUCUCUACAAUGAUAAAUGGAUACUGCAAGGCUAGAAACACUGACAUGGCCCUCAACAUAUUCCAAAAAAUGUUACAAAAAGGGAUAACGCUUGAUGUUGUUACCUAUACCACUCUUAUUGAUGGACUGUGCAAAGCAAGUAGGCUCCCACUUGCACUCAAUCUAUUCAAGGAAAUGCAAGCUCACGGUGUUAUUCCAAAUGUUGUUACAUAUAGUUCAUUGGUUGAUGGCCUAUGCAAAAGUGCACGGCUUGAUGAGGCAGUUGCAAUACUCGAAGAUAUGGAGGAUAAAGGUACUAAGCCUAAUAUUUUCACCUACAAUAUCCUAAUGGAUAGCUUGUGUGAGGCUGGAAAGCUUGAUGAUGCAGCAAAUUUGUUCUAUGAUCUUGUACUGAAGGAUCUAAAGCCUAAUAUUAAAACAUACAAUAUCAUGAUCAAAGGCUACUGCAAGAAAGGACUAAUGAAUGAAGCUGAUGAAGUAUUGAGGAAAAUGGAGGAAGUUGGUUGUUUCCCUAAUGAUAUCACCUAUAAUACGAUCAUCCAAGGAUACAUUCGCAAUAAUGACUUGCCGAAAGCAUUAUACUAUUGUGAUCUUAUGGUUAGCAAGGGGUUUGAAGCUGAUGCAAACACUUUCGCAUUAUUUGUUGACCUCUUGUCGUCUGAUAGCUUAAGUGACUCAUCCAAGGCCCUGUUUCAGAAGUUUAUCAAAUGAAUUGAACUCCAAUUUCGCCAGGAUCGGAGAUUUUGGACCUUGGGUACGAAAUUGUUGUUCUUGAGGGAUUUGAAUUCAGAUCACGUCCUUGUUCAUUGCCUUUUUGUCCCAUGAUGGUUGGAAGUUGCUGCAAAAGUUCAUUGAUUGAUGCGAAAUUGAGAUGAUUGCGACCAUGAGGGGUUUUGGAGCUAUGAUACUCUACA
Molecule: messenger RNA, 2243 nt
Organism: Spinacia oleracea (spinach)
Lineage: Eukaryota; Viridiplantae; Streptophyta; Magnoliopsida; Caryophyllales; Amaranthaceae
Product: putative pentatricopeptide repeat-containing protein At1g12700, mitochondrial
Exons: 2
Coding region: 166-2040 (624 amino acids)
Cellular component (GO): chloroplast
Molecular function (GO): protein binding; mRNA binding
Source: RefSeq, a predicted model, not a curated record